Molecule: messenger RNA, 312 nt
Organism: Jaminaea rosea
Lineage: Eukaryota; Fungi; Basidiomycota; Exobasidiomycetes; Microstromatales
Product: DUF605-domain-containing protein
Exons: 2
Biological process (GO): late endosome to vacuole transport via multivesicular body sorting pathway
Cellular component (GO): multivesicular body
Source: RefSeq, a predicted model, not a curated record
CCACCAUGUCUCAAAGCUCUGACGCCCUUUAUUCGGCAUCAUCGCGAGCUCGCAUCCGCCGACCCAAUCGUGAGCUACUGGUGCCUGUAUCACGCCGCGCAGCAGGGCAUCGCCACGCCGGGGGCGCAAAAGGAUGCGCAGGGGAUGCCCUUUCUCAUCGCCAUGAUGGACAAGCUUGAGGAGAUCAAACCAGCCCUCGCGACCAACGAAGCAUUUACGUCGGACGAAGUAGGCUCAGCCCACGUUGAGAACUUUGCCCUCUCCGUCUUCACCAAGGCAGACAAUGAAGAUCGAGCGGGCAAAGCGAGCAAG